AUGGUCAGCUCCUGUUGUGGCUCUGUCUGCUCUGAGGAGGGCUGUGGCCAAGGCUGCUGCCAGCCCAGCUGCUGCCAGCCCACCUGCUGUAGGCCCAGCUGCUGCAGGCCCACCUGCUGUGUGUCCAGCUGCUGCCGCCCAUGCUGUAGCAGUUCCAGCUGUUGUGGAUCCACCUGCUGCCGCCCCAGCUGCUGCAUUUCCAGCUGCUGCAGGCCUUCCUGCUGCCGCCCCACCUGCUGUGUUUCCAGCUGCUGCAGGCCUUCCUGCUGCCGCCCCACCUGCUGUUUUUCCAGCUGCUGCAGGCCUUCCUGCUGCCGCCCUAGCUGCUGUGUGUCCAGCUGCUGCAGGCCCUCUUGCUGCACCUCCAGCUGCUGCAGGCCAUGCUGUAGCAGUUCCAGCUGUUGUGGAUCCAGCUGCUGCCGCCCCAUCUGCUGCAUUUCCAGCUGCUGCAGGCCUUCCUGUUGCCGCCCCAGCUGCUGUGUGUCCAGCUGCUGCAGACCUCAGUGCUGCAUUUCCAGUUGCUGUCGCCCCACCUGCUGCCAGACCACCUGCUGCCGCCCAGCCUGUUCUAGUGGUUCUUGCUGCUGA
Messenger RNA from Microtus oregoni (creeping vole), 588 nucleotides. RefSeq names its product keratin-associated protein 4-4-like. The transcript has a single exon. NCBI's taxonomy places the organism in Eukaryota, Metazoa, Chordata, Mammalia, Rodentia, Cricetidae. The coding region runs from base 1 to 588 and encodes 195 amino acids. Gene Ontology annotation, cellular component: keratin filament. The record is from RefSeq and is a predicted model, not a curated record.